CCCACGUUACGGAUCCUCCAACCAUAAAUACUCAUCUCGUUCUUCCUCUGCUACUUCACGGCAGCCAUUAAACACUCCCAAGAUCCAGACACUUUCUCUGUUCUUGCUAAGAUCCGCAAACGAAAAGAAUAAUCAUGUCGAUGCGAAAGAGAGCUUUGGCUUCCUGUUCUUCAGAUCAACCAAGUCCACCCAAGAGGCCCUGCGUAGCUACGAUCGAGCAAGAAUGGAAUGGGUCCAAGAGGAAACUCGAGCCGAGGAGCUGUUUGAUUGAGGAGGAUGACCGGAGUGAGUUGAGAGAAGAGCUGGAGCCUGCUAAGUCUCAUUCAGCCAAAGAUUGUCGAAGGGCUAAUGGUGAAUCUACAGCAAAGAAUGAUGCAAGAAACUUACAGCUUCAAUUUCAAACCAAACUGUCACUUCCUGUAUUUACUGGAGAGAAACUACAAGGAGUGGGGGGUGCUAGCAUUUCUGUUGCCUUGGUUGAUGCGAAUACAGGACAAGUCGUGACAUUAGGCCUGGAAUCCUCCAUUAAGUUGGAUGUCGUUGUGCUUGAAGGGGACUUCAACAAAGACGAUGAGGAUAACUGGGCUCGAGAAGAGUUUGAGAACUACAUAGUUAAAGAACGUGAAGGAAAGCGGCUGCUUUUGACAGGAGAUCUUGUAGUGAUGCUCGAGCAAGGUCUUGGGGAGCUGGGCGAACUGAUAUUUAAUGACGAUUCCAGCUGGACUAGGAGUAAAAGUUUCAGGAUAGGACUCAAGGUGACAUUGGGUUAUUGUGGGAAUACACGAAUCCGAGAGGCAAAAACGGAUGCCUUCCCUGUUAAGCAAUAUAGAAGAGAAGCACACAGGAGACACUAUCCACCUGCAUGUAACCAUGGGGUCCGGAGGUUAGAGAAGAUUGCCAAAGAUGGGACAUCUCACCGAAGACGGAGUCUACUGCCACUGUCCAAGGAGUUCGACAAACUGAGAGCGGUAAGCAUGAAGUUACUAACUAAUUUUUUUUGUGCCCCCAGCGAAGAGUCAUGCUAACGGGGUCAAUUCCAGAGUAAGCAGCCUGCGGGAUA
This is a messenger RNA of Eucalyptus grandis, 1060 nucleotides long. Its product is annotated as calmodulin-binding protein 60 D-like. Gene Ontology annotation, cellular component: nucleus. Lineage: Eukaryota; Viridiplantae; Streptophyta; Magnoliopsida; Myrtales; Myrtaceae. Bases 135 to 1025 code for a protein of 296 amino acids. The transcript has 5 exons. The record is from RefSeq and is a predicted model, not a curated record. Gene Ontology annotation, biological process: regulation of salicylic acid biosynthetic process. Gene Ontology annotation, molecular function: sequence-specific DNA binding; DNA-binding transcription factor activity; calmodulin binding.